This is a messenger RNA of Thelazia callipaeda (thelaziosis nematode), 1026 nucleotides long. The record is from the annotation of a GenBank genome assembly. NCBI's taxonomy places the organism in Eukaryota, Metazoa, Nematoda, Chromadorea, Rhabditida, Thelaziidae.
AUGGUGCAUCAUUUGGACCAGCAUGUAGUUCAGCUGUUGUCAGCUUCAUCGCCAGUGAGAUAUGGCAGAUGGGAGCGUUUGGUGGAUGCCAAGAAUCUGAAGUGGCUGUCACUAAUUGUGCUAAUUUUACAGACUACCGCACUUGCACUCUUGUUGCGGUACUCGCGGACACAACAAGUUGAUGGGCCAAGGUAUCUUUCAUCUACGGCAGUAAUAAAUGCCGAAAUAUUAAAGUUACUUUCAUGUCUUGUCUUUAUUGCUUAUCAGCACAAUUGGCACUACAAAAUAAUUGGGAGUGAAAUCUACUCUGAAUGUUGGGUGAAAUCAAGGGAGGCUCUGAAAAUGGCCGUGCCGGCAUUUUUGUAUGUCGUGCAAAAUAAUCUUCUUUUUUUGGCCUUGUCAACACUUAAUGCAGCUACUUAUCAGGUCACUUAUCAGCUCAAAAUUCUUACUACAGCGUUUUUUUCUAUAACUUUGUUGGGAAGGAAAUUGAAUAUCUUGAAAUGGAUGUCGCUUUUAUUACUUACGGGUGGGGUCGCUUUAGUUCAGUUCCCAAAAGAUUCGGAUAAGGUUACGUUAUCAACAAAAAGAUUUACAUACAUAACAAGUUCGGAUCAAAUCAUUGGAUUGCUUGCUGUGAUUGUAGCCUGUUUUUCAAGCGGUUUUGCUGGUGUUUAUAUGGAAAAAAUCUUAAAAGUGUCUCCAGUAUCGCUCUGGAUACGAAAUUUACAGCUUGCGUACUUUAGUGUUCUUGGUGGCUUGUUCAUGGUGUGGUUAUAUGAUUUCGAAAAAGUUACUAAGCAUGGUUUUUUCCAAGGAUAUAAUAUGAUAACUUGUAUUGUUGUAAUUCUCCAGGCGUAUGGUGGACUUCUCAUUUCAUUAGUGGUGAAAUAUGCAGAUAAUAUUUUGAAAGGGUUCGCUGUAUCGCUUUCAAUCACAUUGUCCUGUUUUAUUUCUUACUGGUUCUUGAAUGACUUCAAACCAUCUCUGUUAGUUAUUUUUAUAUUUUUUUUCAAAUUCCGGUAA